AUGAGACAAAGCCCGAACAUCAUUGUAACUGGAACUCCCGGUGUGGGCAAGACCACCCACAGCGAGAUUUUGGCAGAGCGAACUGGACUUCGACAUGUCUCCGUGAACCAAAUAGUCAAGGAUAAGGAGUGUCACGAAGGUUGGAGUGACGAGUACCAGAGCUGGAUUGUGGAUGAAGACAAACUACUAGAUGCCAUUGAGGAAGAUGUCAAAGCUGGUGGCUGUAUAAUCGACUGGCAUGCCUGUGAUCUUUUCCCACGAAGCUGGAUAGACCUGGUUGUGGUUUUGAGGGUGGAUUCUUCAACCUUGUUUGACAGGUUGACGGCUAGAGACUAUGCCGAAGCCAAGCUUCAGGAGAACCUGGACUCGGAAAUCAUGGAGGUGUUACUUCAAGAGGCACGGGAGGGCUUUGAUGAGGAGAUUGUCAUUGAGCUGAUGAGCAACACCUCUGAUGAGAUGGAGUCUAAUGUAGACCGGAUUGAAGCGUGGGUUAAGCAAUGGAAGCUGGAUAAUACUUCUGCAGGUAAUUCUUGA
This is a messenger RNA of Metarhizium brunneum ARSEF 3297, 534 nucleotides long. It is a transcript of the gene HBR1, whose product is annotated as Adenylate kinase isoenzyme 6 HBR1. The record is from RefSeq and is a predicted model, not a curated record. Gene Ontology annotation, molecular function: ATP hydrolysis activity; AMP kinase activity; ATP binding. NCBI's taxonomy places the organism in Eukaryota, Fungi, Ascomycota, Sordariomycetes, Hypocreales, Clavicipitaceae. Gene Ontology annotation, cellular component: cytoplasm; nucleus.